GUGUCUUCCAACAUGGUGUGGAGACGGAGGGUAGGGCUAGGUCCUCCAUGCUGCAGGAGCCUCUGCAGGUCGCUUUCUCUCUUAUUUGUCCUUGUGGCUUCCAUAAACUCCUUCAGUCUUCCCCAGUCGAAGAACCCUCCUGCCUUCCCAGGUACUGUCUCUUGUGAUGAAGACGGAGUGAGAGUUGAGUUUCUAAGUAGUCUUGACUUGGAAAAAUGGCAACCUUCUGUUGUAGAUGCCUCCGGUGCUGAGAUUUUGAACUGCACUUAUGCCCUGGACUCAAAAAACCUCACCAUGAAGCUUUCUUAUGAAACCUGUACCACAGGACUGGUUGGUGGGUACCAGGUGAGCAUCAGAGUGCGGGACAACAGUACUGACCUAAGAGAUACAGGCGGCCUGCAUCAUUUCUUCUGUCCACUUAUUACAAAAGAGAUCUACGAGUUUUCAGACGCCAUAGUCUGCACGAAGGAUUUUAUAUCUUUUACCUUCCCACAUAUUUUCUCUAAGUUUGCUGAUGAUAAUGCGAAUGCACCUGAGAUGGGAUGGACCAUUAAGCUUGGCAAUGGCACACAAACCCACACUCUGUCCCUGAAUGAUGCCUUAAGACAAGGAUUUAAUCUUCUGAUUGACAGCGAGAAAUUAACCCUUGAUGUGCCAGUCAAUGCUACUGGAGUCACUCAACAUGUGCAAGGGAGCAGCCAUCUCUACACUGUGAAUCUGAAUCUUAUGUUCUCAAUGCCUGGGCAGAGGAUUACCUUCUCCUCACAAGCUCUCUGUGCAUCAGAUCUGUCUGUGACUUGCAAUGCCACACACAUGACUCUCGCCGUACCAGAGUUCCCUGGGAAGCUAAAGUCUGUGGGCUUUGGGGAAAGGAGCAUUCCCGAGAGGCAAUGGCACACCAGUGGGAUCGACAAAGAAGUAACAAAUGGCUUGAGACUGCAUUUCAGAAAAACUCUCCUGAAAACAAAACCCUCUGACGAAUGCCCACAUUAUCAGUUCUACUUCUCGGCACUCAAGCUGACCUUUCACCUCCAACCGUACAUGGUGACCGCGGUGAUAGAUCCUGAGUGCCCCUGUGAGUCACCCAUCUACAUAGAUGAACUGUGUACACAGGACGGGUUCAUGAAUUUUGAGGUCCACAGCCACCAAACAAAACCUGCUCUGAACCUGGAGACCCUCCUGGUGGGGAACUCCUCCUGUCAGCCUAUCUUCAAGGCUGAGGCACUGGGGCUCGUACGCUUCCGUAUACCUCUGAACGGAUGCGGAACACGACAGAAAUUUGAAGGUGAUAAAGUCAUCUAUGAAAAUGAAAUACACGCUCUCUGGAAAAAUCUACCACCAAGCAUCAUAUACAGGGACAGUGAGUUCAGAAUGACAGUGAGGUGUUAUUACGCCAGAGACAGUGUGCUACUAAAUGCCAAUAUCAAAAGUCGCCUUUCUCCAGUGGCCUUGGUAAAGCCAGGUCCGCUGAUGCUGGUCCUGCAAACAUACCCAGACAAAUCCUACCAGCGACCUUAUGGGAAGGGUGAGUACCCUCUAGUGAGAUACCUCCGCCAGCCAAUCUACAUGGAAGUGACUGUCUUGAACAGGAAUGAUUCCAACAUCAAGCUGGUCUUGGAUGACUGCUGGGCAACAUCUUCUGCGGACCCAACCUCUCUCCCCAGUGGCAUAUCAUCGUGGAUGGCUGUGAAUAUGAACUGGAACUACCGCACUACCUUCCACCCAGCUGGCUCCUCUGUGCUCCAUCCUGCUCACUCCCAGAGGUUUGACGUGAAGACCUUUGCCUUCGUGUCAGAGGCACAGGGGCUCUCUAGCUUGAUCUACUUCCACUGCAGUGCCUUGAUCUGCAACCAAGGGUCCCUUGACUCCCCUCUGUGUUCCGUGACUUGCCCUGCAUCCUCGAGGAGCAAACGAGAGGCCAUCGGAGGAGACACAAUGACAGUUAGCCUUCCAGGACCUAUUCUCCUGUUGCCAGGUGAUUCUUCACUUAAAGAUGCUACGGUCCCUAAAAGAAGUGAGAUUACCAAGGACACGGCUGCUAAAGUAGUAGCUGCUGUGGCUGCAUUAGUGGGUUCAGUGGUGAUUGUCGGCUUCAUCUGUUACCUGAAUAAAGAAAGAACUGCGAGGUUGGAUCACCGAGCAUGCAAAUAAAG
Chionomys nivalis (European snow vole) is the source of this 2153-nucleotide messenger RNA. RefSeq names its product zona pellucida glycoprotein 2 (gene Zp2). Gene Ontology annotation, molecular function: acrosin binding; structural constituent of egg coat. Lineage: Eukaryota; Metazoa; Chordata; Mammalia; Rodentia; Cricetidae. The record is from RefSeq and is a predicted model, not a curated record. Gene Ontology annotation, biological process: binding of sperm to zona pellucida; prevention of polyspermy. Gene Ontology annotation, cellular component: egg coat.